AUGGAACAUUCCGAGAGAUCCUUUCGGGCAAUAAUCGUCGGAUCUGGUAUUACUGGACUAUCGAUGGCCCACGCUCUGGAAUGCGCCGGUAUUGAUUACAUUGUGCUGGAAAAGAAUAAUCAGGCUGUACCUCACGCGGGAGCAGCAUUUAUACUAUGGCCACAUAUCACACGUAUACUGGACCAAUUCGGGUGUCUUGACAAGUUCCGGGAAGUCUCGCAACCGCUACGAUGUGAGAAUCGAAGGGGCCCAAAUGGAAAGCUUAUUGUCCAAACAAAAUUGUCCAGCUACCUUGAGAGAAGGAAAGGAUUCAGUUUCGGAUAUCCAACACUUUCACUUGAUCGCAGAGCGGUGCUAGAUGUUCUUUACACAACCCUUCCGAAUCAGUCUCGUGUGAUGACGGGAAAACGCGUCGCGUCAAUGCAACACACACAGGAUGGGGUCGAAGUUGUCUUAACAGACGGCAGCAGAGAAAAAGGAGAUAUUAUCAUUGGAGCGGACGGUGUUUACAGUACUUGCAGGGAAUACCUUUGGAAUCAUGCAAAUACUCGUUCACUGGGUACAAUUACUAUCACUGAAAAGAAGGCGUUCCGGAUGUCAUACAAAUGCCUUGUUGGCGUUUCAUCUCCGUUGCCUGAUUUGAAGCCGUAUGAGCCGCAUGUGUGCCAUAAUAAAGGGUUCACGAUACUAGCCUACCCACUAUGUGAUAAAAUAUGCUGGGGGGUCUCCAUUCGAACAGACCAAGAGUAUCCCUGGCCAACAAAGGUUAGGUAUAAUUCACAAGAUAUUGACACAACUGCAGCAUCUCUUAUGUCAUCUGCAGUUACAGAAACCCUCCUAUUUGGCGAACUCUGGCAUGCGAGAAUCCAGGCAACCUUGGUUCCCCUACAGGAGGGAAUCAUGGAGCAUUGGAGCUCUGGUCGUAUUGUACUAGUCGGGGAUUCUGCACACAAGAUGACCCCAGAUGCAGGACUUGGAGGCGGUUGCGGCAUUGAGGACGCUAUCGUUCUCACAAAUCUCCUCAAGGAUGAAAUGGAGAAGAAAGGCGUAGUACAACUUGAUGAAACCCAGAUAGAAAAUUGCUUUCUUGCCUAUGAAGAUCAGCGGAAAGAUCGAGUGAAGAUCCUGCUAAAGCUAUCAGGUCGCUGCACUCGUCAAAGAUCAUCCGGUUCCCUCGUACAGUUGCUUAUAGGGCAGCUUCUACUACCGCUUCGUCAAAAAUUCAUGUGGCAAGCAAUGAGUGAAAUUGUUGCCGCGGGACCGUCGCUCACAGUUUCUCCCUGUAACGGGGCAAGGUCGGGGCGUUCAAGCAAUCGUAGCCUGGGAUAUAUGGGGACCCGGCAAUCUAAGAAGGAAAGGACCAAUGCACUUAACCUCCUACUUGCAGUUCCAGUGCUCUUGGUAUUCACACUCAUUUUCAUGUUGUCCUACUAUUAUUGA
This is a messenger RNA of Aspergillus costaricaensis CBS 115574, 1440 nucleotides long. RefSeq names its product FAD-dependent oxidoreductase. NCBI's taxonomy places the organism in Eukaryota, Fungi, Ascomycota, Eurotiomycetes, Eurotiales, Aspergillaceae. The transcript is spliced from 4 exons. The coding region runs from base 1 to 1440 and encodes 479 amino acids. Gene Ontology annotation, molecular function: FAD binding. The record is from RefSeq and is a predicted model, not a curated record.